Molecule: messenger RNA, 1593 nt
Organism: Schizosaccharomyces osmophilus
Lineage: Eukaryota; Fungi; Ascomycota; Schizosaccharomycetes; Schizosaccharomycetales; Schizosaccharomycetaceae
Gene: oss1
Product: sterol transfer protein Oss1
Exons: 1
Coding region: 1-1593 (530 amino acids)
Biological process (GO): exocytosis; maintenance of cell polarity; endocytosis
Cellular component (GO): cytosol; intracellular membrane-bounded organelle; membrane
Molecular function (GO): sterol binding
Source: RefSeq, a predicted model, not a curated record
AUGUCGAAAGAAAGCCAACUCGAAAUAAAGGAAAAUCAGGAUCCUAAUGCAGGUUCUGAGGAACUAGUUGGUGAAGAGGGACAGGUGGAAGGAUACCAGAAAGAGGAAGGAAAAUUUAAGCUGGUUUUGUCGAUUUUAAAACAGUGCAUUGGAGUGAAAGACAUUGCAUCCUUACGUUUCAGCCUGCCAGCUCAACUUUUGGAACCAGUAGGAAAUUUGGAGUACUGGAAUUAUGUAGAUAGACCCGAUUAUUUUGCAACUAUGGGUGAUGAUGAUGAUGAUCUUGAGCGCAUGCUGUCUGUUUUACGCUGGUGGUUCACAAAGGAUUUAAGAUUUAUACGGGGUCGUGUAGUGAAACCGUACAAUUCAGUUUUAGGGGAAUUUUUUCGCUGCAAAUGGGAUGUGGAGCAGCCGUUAGUUCGUGAAGAUCAUACCAUUGAUCCUGAAUCAUCUCAUCUUCCAUUAUACAAGACGGAAUACACUGAAUCGACAAAGUACCCAAUAGGAACCGGGUACUACCGCCCUUCGACAUCUCGAUCACAAUCGAGCAAAAGCAUAAUGGGGAAGAAGACAACGAAGAAGAGCUCGAAAUAUAACGUCUCCGACGAGAACGCUUCUGCUUCCGUUCCUAACUUGAACCAGGAUUCCCUUACUUCAUCGCUUUCAAAUCUACAACCUCCAAGCUCUGCAAGUGCAAACGAACGUCACGAGUCCAUGAACCCUUCCUCCGAUUCCAUGCGCUACAAUGAUAUGCAAUCCGGACUCAAUCCUCCUCAAAAGCAUCCCGUAGUAUUCAUGGCUGAGCAAACUUCCCAUCAUCCGGCCGUCAGCGCUUAUAUUGUUACAUGUCCCUCCAAAGGAGUAGAAAUUUUCGGUCAAGAUCAAAUUUCCGUUGGGUUUACUGGAACCUCUUUUAAAGUUUCCUCUGGGCACCUCAAUAAAGGUGUCCAUGUUCGUUUCAAUCACCGAGACAAUGAAGAAUACCUAUGCACACAUCCUUCUGCUUCCGUUGGUGGAAUCCUUCGAGGCAAUUUGCAUAUUAAUAUGCAAGAUUCAACAUAUAUUACUUGUCCUAGAACCCGGAUCAAAGCUAUAAUAACUUAUGUAGAAGAACGCUGGCUUGGGAAACCAAAGAGCUUAGUGGAGGGUGUCGUUUUUCGCUAUGACCCUGAAGAUGACUGUUAUGAUACUAUAAAAUCAGUUCCCAAUGAUUGUAUUUUGGCUACCCUCAAAGGAAACUGGAGAAACUGCAUCUUCUACAACUACGCUGGUGAUUCCGAAUCGAAGAUGCUAGUUGAUUUGAAUGAACUUGAUUUAGUCCAUAAGCGCUGUCCUCCUCUAAAUAGACAAUUUCCUUUUGAAUCUCGCAAGAUUUGGUAUCCUGUUACUCAGAACAUUGUUAGCAGGCGAUACCCCCAAGCCACCAAGGCUAAGCAGGAAAUAGAAGAACAACAAAGACAAUCUUCUUCUAUGCGUCAAGAAUCGAGCACUGAAUGGAAACCACGCUUUUUUAUUCCAGACAAUGAGAACGGCCAUCCCAUUUUAACAGAAGCUGGCAAAAAUGUCCUUUUAGAAACUCUAGGUGAACACUGA